Molecule: messenger RNA, 2751 nt
Organism: Vicia villosa (hairy vetch)
Lineage: Eukaryota; Viridiplantae; Streptophyta; Magnoliopsida; Fabales; Fabaceae
Product: pentatricopeptide repeat-containing protein At2g30780-like
Exons: 4
Coding region: 114-1625 (503 amino acids)
Molecular function (GO): protein binding; mRNA binding
Source: RefSeq, a predicted model, not a curated record
CGCCUCCUCACCACCAAUCCCUCCCAACACAAUUCACCUCCUUCUCUCACACUCUCACAAUCCUUUUUGGGUUUUUUCUUCCAAAACCCUAGCAAAAUCCCACCCCAUUCGCAAUGAAACGUGCUUGGCGAUUCACUUCAGAAGCCGCACAAGCUUCCAGAUUCAACGAACCACGCCCCCGAUCAAAUCCCAAAUCCAUUCCCUUUCUCCACACCGCCAAAUUCACCCAACGACGGACGCCUACCCUGCAACACCCCAGCAUAGUACUCGACCUCGUUUCAUUGUUCAAAGUCUCUAUUCCACCUUACGAAAAGCAUCUCGUCGAUGAAGUCGCGGUUUUGAAGAAUAAAUUGCUUCGUGAAGCUUCUGAUUCCGUUAGGGUUGCGAGCAUUUUGGAAGAUAAUUCUGAAUCUCUGAUUCGCUCUCAUCCGGUUUUUCUUGAGCUUUUGAAUCAAUUGAAUUCAAACCCUUCUCUUUUACUAGAGGUGUUUAAUUGGAGAAGGAAGAGGCAUGUUUCUGAAUUUGAUGCUUGUAGGAAUUCCAUGAAUGCACAUGAAUAUUCCAAGGGUAUUAAAGCGGCGGGAAGAUCUAAGAAUAUUGAUCUUGCUGUUGAGCUUUUUAGGGAGGCGGAAAAGAAAGGUGUGAAGAUAACCAGCACUUACAAUGCACUCAUGGGUGCUUUUAUGUUCAAUGGUCUUGCGGGUAAAUGCCACGCUUUGUUUCUUGACAUGAAAAAUGAUCCAGUUUGCUCUCCUACCGUUGUUACAUACAAUAUUGUUAUAUCUGUUUUUGGUCGCUUGAUGCUAAUUGAUCACAUGGAAGCAACAUUCAAGGAGAUGAGUGAGUUACGCCUCUCACCUAAUAUAUCGACUUAUAAUUAUUUACUUGGUGGAUAUAUCUCCACCUGGAUGUGGGAUGAUAUGGAAAAAGUUUAUCAAGUGCUAAAGUCUGGCCCUGUUGCGCCUAAUAUAAAAACCUACCUCUUAAUGAUUCGUGGAUAUGCACACCUUGGUAAUAUGGAGAAGAUGGAAGAGAUAUAUUCAUUGGUAAGGGAUCAUGUAAAUAAAAAUGAAAUGGCGAUUCUUAGGGUUAUGAUAUGUGCCUAUUGUAAAAGUUCUGAUGCAGAUAAAAUGAAGAAAGUAGAGGCAUUGUUAAAGUUGAUCCCUGAAAAAGAAUACAGACCUUGGUUAAAUGUGUUGUUGAUUAAGCUUUAUGCCCAGGAAAACUUGUUAGAGGAAAUGGAGACUGCAAUAAAUGAGGCGUUUGAGCACCAAACCGCUGUUACAACUUCAGGCAUUAUCAAGUGCAUAGUUACAGCUUAUUUUCGGUGCAACGCGGUAGAAAAUCUUGAGAAUUUUAUAAGACGUUCUGUAUAUGCGGGGUGGAGAAUCUGCCACUCCUUAUAUCAUUGUAAGCUGGUCAUGUAUGGCUCACAGAAGAACCUUAGAAAAAUACAAAAUGUCCUUGAGGAGAUGGAUGAUAUCAACAUGAAUCGCAACAAGAGAACACUUUGGAUAAUGUACAAAGCUUACUGGAAUUCUGGUCAGAAAUCCAUGGUUUUGAAAAUAUUGGGACAAAUGUUCAAGCAUGGUUAUACAAUUCCCAAUGACGCAUUUCCGUCAUGAUUUAUAUUCCUGAGGUCCAUCACAUUUCAUUACUGUAGCUAUAAGCACACUCACUAGAUAAAAGUGAAGAAGUUCAUUACAAUUGGCAGGCAAAGGGACACGCAGCUCGUUGAGAAUUGAUUUGAUGAUUGGAUUGCAUUCAAGGAAAUUCUUUAAUUAUGGUUGUACAUGGCGUUUCUAUUAGUUUUUUUUUUUUGAAAAUGAACUUCUUCAGCGGGUUUACCAUUGCAAAUAAUCUGCAGUGGUGUAGUUGACUGUUUCUGAGGCGACCGGUUCCAAGAUCUUUUACUCUCGGAGUGGUCUUCUAGGUGUUUUCUUUGCCAAUUGAAAUUGUAUUAAAGAAGAGGUUUAAGGAAGGUUGACGGUGAAAGUAAUCAGGGACAGUUAUGGGUCCCUCUAGACUGAAAGCCAUAACCAGGGAAGAAAUGAAAAUCAAUUCAAGUUAGCGAAGGAUUUUUCAGGGUAUACAUAAUCCAUGCUCUCAACUUGCUGCUAGUUACCAACAGAAGCAGUCCUUGUAUGGAGGAAUCUACAACAAUUUUGAGGACUAAAUUUAAUCAAAUGAAUUCAGUACUCACUUAAUACCUUCAAGGUUGAAUGAGCCAGUGCAGAACAUGGCCUCUUUUGUGAUGGAAGCAAGUAGUUCACGAAGGUAAUGGUGGAAGACACAGUAAUGAAGAAACUCUUGCUCAGUCUCAAAUUCUGCAAAUAUGUUUUCUUUACAUUGUUUCUGAAUUGUGAGUUCAAUUUCACAGGUGAAAGAUACUUGAAACCCUGGACAAUUCCACAGCCCAGAAGUCAGUAAAAGAGAGUGAAUAAGCCUGUGGUGUACAUUAUUUGAACAAGAAUCCUUUGGCUUAAGAACGUCUACGAUUAUAUCAAUAUGACAAGGCAAUGUAGUUGAACCUGCUGCUCAUUAUGCUGCAGAAUACACCUCUGUUAUUGUUAUAUCACUGCACAAUGACAAUUGAAGAGAAAAACAUAAUAUAGAUACUCUUCAUUAGGAAUAUUUACAGAUAGAUAUACUACAUUUUUUUUGCAAGUAUUUAUGAAUUAGUAACAUAUAUGUAUUUGACAUUUAAACAUCUUUACAAUUAAGUAUUGUUGAUCCUUUAAAAUAAUUUCA